GUGUAUGCUAUCGAACUCUGGACCGCAAAGUAACUUGUGUGCUGUCACAUUCAUCAGAAUUUAUGCGGUCGACUUGAAACCAUCGGAAAGGCGCUGGAAUUCUCUAGUGUUCACGAAAUUAGAAAGCCGGUAGCAGCAAACAAACAUUUUAGCGGAAGGGGUUUUCUCAGCAUAAUUCAGCUCAUCAAAAAAUUAUUUACAUUCGGCAUCUCAAUUUAUGUUCGUUAACCUAACACGGAAUCAUUAUGAGCAUUCUACAAAAUGUUUCAUUUUUGCAAUCACUAGCAAAAUCUCGUUCGCAACCAAUACGCUUCGCGGUCCGCGGAAUAGUUAAAAGUCCAGCCAGAAAUGAUAAUAAGUUUCCCAAAAAUGUUAUUGAACAUCUCAACACAGCACACGAACAACAAACCAAUGGGAUUGUUUACGAUAAGAAACCGUUUCGGAUGGAACUUCAAGAAGGCAAACGUUACUCGUGGUGUCUUUGUGGGCGCUCCAAAGGACAACCGCUGUGCGACGGCACACAUAAGCUAGUGCAAUACAAAAUCACUCAUCGACCAAUACGGUUUCAGGUGGAGACAAGCGGUAUUUACUGGCUAUGCAAUUGCAAGCAAACGAAGCACCGACCUUUCUGUGAUGGAAUGCAUAAGUGCGAAGCGGUACAGAAAACAUCCGGAAAAUAGUUGUACACAUCCGGGUGACAGAGAAAGUAGGUCAAAUAACGAGCCAGUGUAAUAAAUAAAGUAGGAUGUUAGAUAACCUGGUAUGUCUUAUUUGUUC
Molecule: messenger RNA, 777 nt
Organism: Anopheles bellator
Lineage: Eukaryota; Metazoa; Arthropoda; Insecta; Diptera; Culicidae
Product: CDGSH iron-sulfur domain-containing protein 3, mitochondrial
Exons: 4
Coding region: 246-680 (144 amino acids)
Cellular component (GO): intracellular membrane-bounded organelle
Molecular function (GO): 2 iron, 2 sulfur cluster binding
Source: RefSeq, a predicted model, not a curated record